Messenger RNA from Vanrija pseudolonga, 768 nucleotides. RefSeq lists its product as uncharacterized. The coding region runs from base 1 to 768 and encodes 255 amino acids. The record is from RefSeq and is a predicted model, not a curated record. The transcript has a single exon. Lineage: Eukaryota; Fungi; Basidiomycota; Tremellomycetes; Trichosporonales; Trichosporonaceae.
AUGCCGAUCCCACCCCGCCCCGUCCCAGCCCACAACACGCGCCACCGCCGCCCCGGCACCGCCAUCCCCCGCAAGUCGCUGUACGCGACGUCGCGCGCGGGCACGACACAGAGCCUCGUCGCCGACUCGCGCGCAGAGAUGGCCUACCUGCCCCCGUUCGCAUUCGGGCCGUCGAGCGCGCCAAACACGCUCAGCGGCAUCCGGCUCAUCUCGCGCACCGCGACGCCGGAGAGCAGCGCCGUCGCGGCCGCGCGCUCCGUCGGCGCCAGUCUCUCGCGCUCGCCGACGCCACCAGCCCCGGCAGCAGGAGCCAACGAGGUGCCGCUUGACGCCUUGAUCGACGGGCGCGGACGGCCCAAGCGUACCGGCGCAGCCGCGGCGCUCGGCUUCGACUUUGUCCCCCGCCCGCAGGUGCUCGCGCUCGACGCCGACCAGCCGACGACGCCGACGCCAGCGGCGGCGCCUGCGCCCGCCAGCCCGCGCCCCUCGCUGUGGCAGUGGCGCACGCCCGAGACUGCGCCGUCGACGCUUGGGGAGCGGCCGGACGGCGCACUCAGCUCGCCCCCGACGCCUGCGCUCGAGCCCGUGCAGCCCCUGUCUGAGGACGAGGAGGACGACUGGGAGCACGUCGACCACGAGGACGACGCGGCCGUCAUUGUUGGCGAGCUCGAGCUCGAGGACACGACGACCACGACGUCGUCCGACGCAGACGGAGACCGCGACAAGACGGUCGGCCACGAGUCGUACGCUGAUGCCGUGCGCGCCUGA